UAUCUGCAAUACCUUGUAUUACCUGCUAAAAAAACAGGAUCCAUACCGAUUUUGUUUUUGUGACCAACAGGCAGAAAAAAUGGCUGGCCAAUACUCACCCCCAAUUUCGUUAGCUGAAAUAGAUGCUAUAUCCAAUUUGAAAGAAGGCAUAAAGAAGUUACGAGAGUUAGGGAUAGACCACGCUGGUGUGAAGAACAAGGACGACGUAGUCCUCAGAUUGAGAAAAUUCUUGAAACUACAUGGUGUAGGUGUGGCUGAGGACCCACUGAAUGCCGCUGAACUAAUGGCAGAUGCCUUGGAGGAAGAUAAAGAGACAAGACAACAGCUUCAGCAAUUAUACAGAGGCACGAUUGAGUAUAUAUCUGGUUUACCAGAAAAAAGACGUGAUGACCUAAAUCAAAACAUUCCGCGAGUGGUAGAAAGAUUACGUGAAAGCAUUGACGAACUCUCUAAAAGCGAAAGUGGGAUUUUAGUAGCAGGUGAGACCGGUGCUGGCAAGAGUUGUCUGUUGAAUCUACUCCUUGGGGAAGAUCUUCUUCCAACGGAUUUCUUCAGUUGUACCGCCGUGCUGUGUGAAUUAAGGUACGGUGACCAAAGGAGGGCUGUUGCACAUUUCUGGGACACCAGUAUACAACCUGUUACCUUGGACCUGGAAGUGCCAGAUCCUCUUAAGGUUUUGAAGCCUUACAUAUUCCAGGAAGAAGGACGAGGGAAGAAGGAAUUUCCAUACAACAGAGUCCAGUUAUUUUGGCCUAUCCCUCUGUUACAGGGAGGUGUCUACAUAAUGGACAGCCCUGGUAUAGGAGAGAGUGAAAUGAUGACAAAACUUACAAAGAGUUACUUGGCCAAGGCAUUUUCCUUCAUCUACGUCAUCAACAGCAUGGUGGCCGGAGGGGUGCAAGAAGAUAGGCUUCAAGAUCUCCUUAGUGAUGUAGUGAGGGGUAAAUUCGAGACAGAAGACAAAAAUAGUGGCACAGAAAAACUUGCUUCUGGAGUUCGUCUGUUCAAUCCUUCAACGGCCAUCUUUGUUCUUAACAAAUGGGACCAGGUGCCAGAAAAAGAGAAAGAUGAUGUUUUCAAAGACACUCUUCGCAAACUGCAAAACAUCUGUGAUGGUUUUACUGCAGAUCAGCUUUUCCCUAUGUCGGUGACAAAGGCACAAAGUGCACUAAAACAGGGCUGUGCGACACCCGAGUUGUCAAAAUUCCUUGUUGGGCUGAAGAAACUUUUUCCUAAGACCCUAAAAUCAAAUCAGGAGACUAAAUACAGAUUAGUAGUUCACAUUCUGCGAAGAUCUGCGUUUCAUCUAAAGUCAGCUUUGAGCAUCUUUGAAAGAUCUGAGGAAGAACGUAAGAAGAAAGCUGCUGAAAUCAUGCGACAGAUUGGAAAAAUAAAGAACAGUUUUGAAGGGAAACGUUUUAAAUUGCUAGGACUUUUAAAGACAAAGGCUCAACAAGCUGCACGACAAAUCAAAGAUUACCUGAAUAAGAAUAACGAGCGUGUCCUUAAAUGGAAAGAUGGCGAUUGUCCAAAGCCAACUGACCAUUGGGAUGAUCUUUACACACAAGCUAGAACCCUCAUCCUCGGGCGAAUCCGUGAACUUCUUGAAGAAUGGAACACAAACACUGAGUUCUUCACAAAUGCACAGAAGGAGCUUAUAGGAAAGUUCCACAUAGAGUUCAACAUCAUGGAGAACCAAGUUGCUCUUUUGGAAGGUCAGUUAACCAGCAACAACAUGCUUGUUGUCGAGGAUGCAAACCCCACAGGCUUAAGAGACGUGGAGGACACUUCUACUUUCACCACCACUGAGAAAGUCAUCAUUGGCGUCACUUCUCCAAUUUGGAUUCCAAUAGGCCUCGUAGCUGCACUUUUCGUUGUCCCUGUUGCCCUUGGGGUGGCACUAAAAGAUCGUCUGAACGAGAAGAAACAAAUCAAAGACUAUACAAAACACAAAGCAGCAGUCAUGGAAACUAUUGCAGAAAAAGUACUCGAACAUUUUAUGUCCGAAGAAAACCUGUCGAAAGAGGUUAUGCGUUACUUGAACUCUGCGGUUGCCACACUGAAUAACCUACUCAGUGCUAUUCCAAAACUACUAGAUGAUGACCUUCAGCUCAUAAAAGGGUUGCUAAGUGAAAGUCAGACAGCGGAGUUGCAACUGUAUCAGAAAAAGCUCCAGUGGAAUGAUGCUUUAGAGGGAGGCCUAGGUUUGUUGUACGUGACAAAAAUCCGGGAAGACAUCAACGCAAACACAGAAAUAUAUUGGAUCUUGCCUGCUUUUGCCACUGGCACGUUUGGUGAAGUUUAUACCGUGAAACUUCUAUCAAGAAACAACAUGAAAGCAGCGGCAAAGGUGAUGAAGCAGUUUGCAACAGCAGAGAACGUGGAUGAGGCUAUACUAGAAGAGGAAAGUUUAAGGAGACUUAAUAGAACCCCAAACAUCAUCAAGUUCAUAGGAACCAGCGCCAUCAUAGAGCCAGAUGGUAACAGGCGCCUUGUCAUUCUAAUGGAGUAUUGCCCCAAAACCCUUGCAAAUCGUAUGUUGAAUGCAGAUGCGACAAGUCCCAAAGGACAACGAGAGAUCAAAAACCCUGGUUUGAAGCAACCAUUAGAUCCUGGACUCGUGCGUUCUGUUGCUUACUUUGGUAUGCAAAUAUGCACUGGAUUACGAGGCAUGCAUGCUCAAGGAUACAUUCACAGAGACUUGAAACCGGAAAACAUAUUGGUAACUGAUAGAGAUGAAGUUCGACUUGCUGAUGUGGGACUGACAAAACCGCAGUGUGACAUCACUGGUACACUAUGUGGAACACUGGUUUACAUGGCACCAGAAAUUCUGAAGAAGGAAAAGUACGGAGCACCAUCAGAUAUGUUUGCAAUUGGGGUCAUGCUUUGGGAAAUGUGGUAUGGGAAACGUGCCUACAAUCUGCCUUGCUUUGAGAACUUCGAAAAUAUAUCAGAUUUUUUGAAGCUUGACUGGACAUCACUUAUUAUCCUUAAGGGUUUUACACCGCCGCCGUCCAUGUGGUGCGAGAAGUUAGGAAAGCUGCUUUCCCCCACACCAUCUGAAAGACCAACAGCAAGCCAAAUAGAGAGAUUUCUUGCAGAAGAAACCCACAAAAGAUUCCGUCAUAAUUAAUUUCCAGAAUAUUGUGGAUAGCAACACAAUCUCAAUAUGGACACCUUCUUUCUAGACAUAGACUGAUAAAGAUUAAUGAAUUUUGAGGGGGAUAUGUUGGCCCAGGCUCUGAAGACACUUUGGAUUAGCUAGAGCAUUUCUGGUAAAGGGGAGAUCCUUUGCCACUUGAUUUCCAAUAUCUUGCCACAGGUUUUCAAUGGGGUUUUGCAUCUGAUGAUUGGGCAGGCCAGUCCACCCUAUUGAUACCACUCUUGCACUGCCCUGGCCCUGUGUGGUGUAGUGUUAUCAUCUUGAAAUAUGUAAGGGGGUUCCUGUCCAAUAAGAUUUAUCAGACCUACGAACCUUCAGACUAUCGAGAUGCCUCUGUCCGGGCAAUGGUUCUUGUAGCCCAUGUCACUCCUCUGCAUCUGUUUACCAAGUGAUGGGUGGCUACCUCCUGUCAAUCCUGCUGUGAAAACCUGAAGCAUGGAGCCUUCUUUGUACAGUUAUUGUGCUAAUUACAACCUGCAAACUGCGCGACCAUUGCAAUGUUAAUUCCCUGCAGGGCUUAAACCUCCUAAGCCUUGACAGCAUAAAAAGGCCCCUGUCGUCUCUGGUAUUAGUCAUCCUUGGGCUGCGACUUCGAUGUAAUUUAUGGGCAUCACCAGUGUCCUCCAUCCUUCUGUAAACCCUAUACACAGGCUGAUGAGAUACACCAUAUCUGGAAGCUAACUGGGUAACAUUGAUAACCUCCUCCCUCAGAGAAACAGUUUCAUUUCUUUCAUUUGUGAUCUCCCGUACCUACAUCAUGAUGGCAACGUGACAGUUAGCAGAACCAGUUAGAGGCACCUUUCAUAGUACACAUGGAUGAAAACUCAUCACUGGUAAAGCAAGCAUUAAACCAAAAAAAAACUUGUUGAACAAACAGGUCCCCCAUGUCACAUAGAGCACUAUUCACACAGGGGGUGCAAUACUUAUGUCACCCUCUGUGCAUUCUAAUCACCAUGUCCAUUUGGCAUUUUCUGGGCAGGUAAUGAUUAAAUGUUGAAUCAUAUAUCGUUUUUUUAAUGAAUAGAAAUUCAUAACCAGUAGGACGUUCACUGUUGCACAAUAUGAUUUUUUUUUUUCAAAAAUAAUUUGUCAUGUUUUCUAUGAAAUUUGAUUAAUU
Messenger RNA from Lingula anatina, 4280 nucleotides. RefSeq lists its product as uncharacterized. NCBI's taxonomy places the organism in Eukaryota, Metazoa, Brachiopoda, Lingulata, Lingulida, Lingulidae. The record is from RefSeq and is a predicted model, not a curated record. Gene Ontology annotation, molecular function: ATP binding; protein kinase activity. Gene Ontology annotation, biological process: protein phosphorylation.